AAAACACAAAAUACUUGGAAAUAAGAGGCGGUAGCAGCAAUGGCAAAUAUAAUUGACAUAACUCUAGACACCAUCGAGUCUUUGAACGACUCCGUGGAGGCCUUUGAUAUUUGCGAUCGUUUUGAGAUAUACACUGACGACAUUGAAGAUCUACAGGAUCUAAAAGAAAGGCUUCGCUUACAUUUCGAGGCAGAACACUCUCAAGUUCCCAGAUUGGAAAGGGCCGCUGAUGUUUUCGCUGAACUACGAGAGAAUGAUACGCAAAGAAGAAAUGCACUUCAGUCGAUCUUUAAAACCAUUAAGGAGUCCCUACCAUUACUUGACUUGAGCAUCUUAAAGAGACUGGAAGCUGAGAAUGUUGUAUCUGAGAGCGCAGACACAAACGUGCGUAAAAGGAUCACCAUGCUCGAAACUGGUAACUGCCCAAUACUUGUAGCAGGCGAAACUUCUUCGGGGAAGAGCACGCUUUUGAACCUUCUCCUUGGCAAAAAGAUCCUACCGGAAGCCCAUUUAAGCUGCACAGCAGCGAUCACAAGAAUAAAGUAUGGAGAAGAACCUAGAGUAUUCAAAGUGACACACCAACCCGACGGCAGCAGAAAGUCGUCGGAAGUCCCCAUAAAGAAGCCUGAUGAUUUGUGCUCGUCUUUGGAGCCUGUUCUAUUUCCUAAAGGUGCAGCGAGGGAGGAUGAACUGGAAAAGUGCACUGUUGAUGUUUAUUUGCCAUUUGAACUGUUAAAGAGUGGUGUGUAUAUCAUCGACAGCCCUGGUAUUGGUGAGAGUGGUGUCAUGGAUGACGUGGUUCUUGACUUCAUUGCCAACAAUGACGUCUUUGCCUUCAUUUACGUCAUUAUGACUGAUAAGUCAGGCGGAGUACAAGAAGAUAGGAUCCAAAAAUUGCUCCGGCAACUUCAAGAUAUGAAGGAUACUGCUGGAGAGCCAAUAUUUGACCCUGGCUGUGCUAUUUUUGUCUGCAACCGCUGGGAUCUGGUGCCAGAGGACGCAAGGGAAAAGGCUUUAGAGAACGUAAAUUUGGCAGUAAGUGAGGGCUGGAACCGGCCCAUGGAUUCAUCAAAGCAGAUAUUUACCCUUUCUGCUAAAAUGGCGUGGCAGCACAGUCAGGCUGGGUACAUGACUCACGACUACAGGCGGCUGGUCAGAGGCAUCAAGGGCCUGAUUCCAGUGAGUUUGCAAAGAAGGACGGAGCAUGUGCACCGAUGGGGCAAACAUAUGGUAGAGCGCACUAUAGAUUGUGCUCAGCAGUAUCUUCAUUCUGCCAAUUUGACAAGGGAUGAACUUGAGGCUCAGCACAACUCCCAGAAGAAACGGCUGGACAGACUUGAGAAAAAGUCGGAAGAAAUUUUGAAAAAACUAGACGAACAUCUUUAUAAAGAAUGUGAAACCAUUACUGAUUCUUUAUCUAAAUAUCUUAGCAGCGAUCCUGUCUGUGCUCAAGUUACCUCUUGGACCAAUGCCGAAGCUCCUUAUGGGUUUAGUUGGAACUAUUUAGAAGGAAGAAUAGAAGAUGCCAUCUGUAAAAGAAUCAUUGAUGCCAUCAGGUCUUGGGAAACGGACGAAAAACAUUUUGAAACUCUGAAGAAAGACUUGUUCAAAAAAUUCACUAGAGAAUUCCAGUUAAUUGAAUCUGAGCUGCGCAUGAUUGAAAACAUGCUGGAACGGUCCUCGGAAACAGAUUCCAGUGAAAGUAGAGAUUUGGCGGCCUACAUGGAAUUACAAGACCUAAUGGACAAUGAGGUGAACAAAAUGUCAAUUGUAGACUUUAACCUAGGUGAAAAAAUUGCACUCGGUUUAUUUUCACCUAUCAUUUUACCCAUUGGUGCGUUGGGUAUGCUUCUCGCGUCACCGGCAUUUCUUUUUGUUGACGUAAAAAAACAUGUAAGGAAGAGGAAAGAAAAACAAAUCUUAAAGCAAUAUGACCAGAAGAAAUGUGAAUUUCUUCGAGAUAGGUCAUCCGAGGCUUUGAAAAUAAUGGCUAAGCGUGAUGUUACAAAGGCCUACGUCGAUGCUCAACUCCAAGAGGCCAGGGAUCAUCUACAGAUGAUGCGCGAGUCCAUUCCACAGCUUAUAUCAUCAACAAGAAAGUACAUGCAGUCCAUUAAAGAAGAUCAACGGUCUAAAGAGCAGCUCAUCGACACCUAUGACCCUGUCGUCAAGAAGUUUACCAGAGUUAACCGUGCGCUGGAAGAUUUUGCUAUUACACGUCUUUUAUCGUACGAUUAUAACGAGACAGAUGUGGAAGCAGACAUCAGACUUGUUAAAGGACCAACGUCAUAUAAAGGAAACUGGACUGAAGUUUUCUCUGCCAUCUUAAAAUCUCCAAAGGGUCAAUCCCUCAAAAUAUCUGUAAAACGAUAUAAAGGGGCUACAUGUGAAAAGCAAGUACGUGAAGAUAUCAUUGAAAUGAGAAAAAUGAAGCAACAAAAGAGGAGAUUCAUUCCUACCAUACUGGGUACUUAUUUGGACCCCACAACUGAACUGCCAUCUCUUAUCUUGACCCCGCGUUUGACCAGUUUGAGGGUCCUCAGCAGUGGCAAGGGUAGUCGAAAAGUCGUCCCGGGUCAGCUGGUCCAAUGUUUACUCAAAGAACCGAUAGAUUGUCUAAUCCAACUGGCGGCUGCCUUGGCCUACCUGCACAAGAACGGCUUCGUCUGUUUGGAUUUGUCUAUGGAUACAGUUAUGAUCACCGCUGGGCGGGAUAAAACCGUGAAGUUAGUGAACAUCAGCAAACCUGUCACGAUGCCACCCCCAGAUCCCAACUCCACCAUAGGGUCUAUGGUUUAUCUCCCCUACAGCGUCCUCGAUGGCACCAAACCUUACGAUGCUGAUGCCAACAUCUACGCCCUUGGGCUCAUGAUGUGGGAGAUAUGGCAUAAUGAACAUGUGUACAAAAGCCAGAGAAUUCUUGUAGUUGGAGACUUCAUUGCCGGCAUUAGGCAGGGCAACUUCCCCCCAGAGUUUGAAACUGGUAAAAUGGACCCGACCUUGGAGGCAUAUUGGGAGAAGACCAUGAGGGCUUGUCUAUCCGGGGAAAUCGCCAUAAAAGACUGCAGAGAUCGGAUGCAUGGAAUAAAGGAUUUACUGAACCGAAAAGAAAGUGCUGUGUGAUGGUGUUAAUUGUCAUUAAACGGCAGAACAGAUUCUGCUUCUGUCUGGCACCCGUCUGCCAUUGAUGCACUACAGAGUGAACUUUUACAAAGAUCAGGUUAUCAAGUCACGGCAGAAUACCUUCACAAGGCAAAAUGACUGGAUUGCAGAUCGUAAAGAUGAACUAGCCGAGAAAGAAACAUUGCUGGUAGCUUUUCAUAUAUAUAUUCUGUACAAUAACAAGGUGUUUGGGGAAUAUUUACCAGAUAAAAUAUUUAAUUCAUUGGACUACUACUGAUUUUAUCUUGGGUCAAAUAAAAAGUAUUGGCCAGGAAGUUGAGACCAAUUUUCAUUUUUUUAGAUAUUGUGUGAAACAGGGCCUAGAUUUUUUACUUAUCCACGGGCUAUGCUUAUCUUAAGGUUUUUUGGAUGGAUAACAGACUUGAAAG
This is a messenger RNA of Lingula anatina, 3551 nucleotides long. RefSeq names its product transmembrane GTPase fzo-like. NCBI's taxonomy places the organism in Eukaryota, Metazoa, Brachiopoda, Lingulata, Lingulida, Lingulidae. The record is from RefSeq and is a predicted model, not a curated record.